This is a messenger RNA of Tarenaya hassleriana, 1160 nucleotides long. RefSeq names its product metallothiol transferase FosB. Lineage: Eukaryota; Viridiplantae; Streptophyta; Magnoliopsida; Brassicales; Cleomaceae. The transcript is spliced from 3 exons. The record is from RefSeq and is a predicted model, not a curated record. Bases 315 to 818 code for a protein of 167 amino acids.
CGUUUUCUAUAUAUAACCCUCCAUCCAUUGCUUAUGUGUAUCUUCCGUGGUCAUCCAUACUACUCCCCUGGCCUUUAUCUACACGUAUCCACGUGUUUGUGUGUGCGCGCGUGCGUAUAUAUAUACGUAACCCACCCUCUCUAUAAUUCCGCACUAAUUUCUUCAAAUCCAUUUGAGUGUUUUCAUUUGAUUAUUUUUCUUGAUUCAUUACCCUCGGGACCUUCGGUUCUCAAAGAGAGCGUUUCGUCCCAAUUUUCCUGGGAAAGUCUGAGUCGGGGGAAUUUUUCUCGGGAAAACGAAGGAAACCGUACGUCAUGGAAAACCCUCUUCAUCUCAAGUCGCUGAACCACAUCUCUCUGCUUUGUCGGUCCGUGGAGGAAUCGAUGAACUUUUACCAGAACGUGUUAGGGUUCAUCCCCAUCCGGAGGCCUGGCUCUUUCGAUUUCGACGGUGCAUGGUUGUUCGGACAUGGAAUCGGAAUUCAUCUUCUGCGAUCCCCGGAGCCAGAGAAAAUGCCGAAGAAAGAAGAGAUUAACCCCAAGGACAAUCACGUGUCUUUCCAGUGCGAGUGCAUGGAAGCAGUGGAGAAGAAGCUGAAGGAUAUGAAGAUAAGGUACGUGAGGGCGGUGGUGGAGGAAGGAGGAAUACAAGUGGACCAGCUCUUCUUCCAUGACCCGGACGGCUUCAUGAUCGAGAUCUGCAACUGCGAAUGCCUGCCGGUGAUCCCUCUCGUCGGCGAGAUGGCCCGUUCGUGCUCCCGACUCAACCUCCACCAGGUCGCCACCCAACCCUCCCAGCCUCAACCCAUCCAGCCUUAACGUAACGUGCGUGCGUACGUACCUACUACCUUCUCGGGUCGAGAGCGCCCCUCUAUCUAUAUAUAUGUAUGCAUGCGUAUAUGACCGACGUGCCCAUGAAGGAGAAGAAGAAUAAAGCGAGACGUUGGUCUUUUUGGGCGGUGUUAUUUUAAUUAAUUGCUACAAAUAUGUGGCAUGUUGUUUUAUAAUAUAUAUAUAUAUAUGUGUGACAUGAUGUUGUUGUUGUAUUAUUAAUUGAGUCUUGCGUUUGUAUUGGCGGUGUUGCAUUCGGCUUUUGUUUUGUUGUACUUGUGGGGUGGGAUGUGAUUCCUCUCAUUGGAAAGUGAUCAUUCGCUUCGCUCC